GACCCAGCCAUAAAUCUCUACGUCGAGUCGUGACUUCCUGUGAGAAGCGUGCAUUUCGUUCUCCAGACCUCACUCCUCUUUUUGACAUCAAUUGAUGACCAUGUCGGCGAUCAAUCGAGGUGUUCGAACUGCUAGCAGAAAUCUACGAGUGCCCUUCCUCCAAUCGCGAGCUCUUCGUGCCCCUCUUAUUACGUGCAGACCGAACUUCGCAGCUUCACAACGCACUUCAUCCUUCAAACAAUUCUCCACAAUGUCACCCUUACAAUCUAGUGCCCCGCCACCACCUCAAGCCCGCGAAUAUGAUCCAGAAAUUAAAGACAUCGCAAGCUAUGUUCACAAUACGCCAAUCGAUUCCGACCUGGCUUUCGACACAGCUCGAUUCGUCUUCCUCGAUACAUUAGGCUGCGGCCUCGAAGGUCUACGGUUUAAAGAAUGCACGAAGCUGCUUGGCCCAAUUGUUGAGGGAACUGUGGUUCCCAAUGGCACUAAGGUUCCAGGCACCCCAUUUCAACUUGAUCCUGUCAAUGGAGCUUUCAACAUUGGUGCUAUGAUCAGAUGGCUGGAUUACAAUGACUGCUGGCUUGCUGCGGAAUGGGGACACCCUUCAGACAAUUUGGGAGCUAUCUUAGCCGUCGCAGACUGGAUCUCACGAACGAAUCGAGCUGGCGGAAAUCUGGGCAAUGGAAAAGUCAUAACCGUCAAAGAGGUUCUAGAGGCUAUGAUCAAGGCACACGAGAUCCAAGGAUGCUUAGCACUUCUGAACUCCUUUAACAAGGUCGGACUUGACCAUGUUGUUCUUGUCAAGGUUGCUUCUGCUGCCGUUGUCUCGAGAAUGUUGGGCUUGUCCGAGAAGCAGACGGCCGAUGCCGUCUCGCAAGCUUGGGUUGAUGGCCAGAGUUUGAGGACCUACAGACACUCUCCCAACACUAUGUCAAGGAAAUCGUGGGCUGCUGGUGAUGCUUGCCAACGUGCAGUGAACCUUGUUUUGAAGGUCAUGAAGGGCGAGCCUGGGGUCCCAACCGUCCUGUCCGCCCCAGUCUGGGGUUUCUACGACGUCCUGUUCAAGGGCAAGAAGUUCGAGUUCCAGAGACCAUAUGGUAGCUAUGUCAUGGAGAACGUGCUGUUCAAAGUCUCAUACCCAGCCGAGUUUCACUCCCAAACCGCGAUUGAAGCUGCGAAGAGAAUCCAUAAACAAUUGGCAGACCAGGGGAAAUCCGCCGCUGAUAUUAAGGACAUUACUUGCCGAACUCACGAAGCUUGUAUUCGCAUUAUCGACAAGCAGUUCAAGCCUAUGGACAACUUUGCGGACCGUGACCAUUGCAUUCAGUACAUGUGCUCAGUCAUGCUUGUCUAUGGCCGUCUCGAGGCUACUGAUUAUACCGACGGAGGUGAGGCAGCAACUUCGCCACUCGUUGAGUCGCUGCGCCAAAAGAUCAAGUGCGUUGAAGAUCCCCAAUUCACCAAGGACUACCAUGACGAGAACAUGCGAACCAUCCCUAAUGCCUUAACCGUCACUCUGAACGAUGGCACUGUCUUGGAAGAAAUCGUUGUAGAGGCCCCGUUGGGACACAGAUUACGAAGAGAAGAAGCGAAGCCAGAAAUCCUGGCCAAAUAUAAGAGACACUUGGGCCCACACUACAGUGAACAAAAGGUGAAAGAGUUGGUUGACCUCGGAAACGAUGGCAAAAAGCUAGAAAACAUGGCUGUGGAUGAAUACGUUGACUUGUAUGUCAGCAAAGACAGUAAGUUUGUUUAAAAACCCAACUGGAAUCCCUAUAGAUGAGAAUGAACAACACUUCCGAAUCUUCGAU
Molecule: messenger RNA, 1811 nt
Organism: Mollisia scopiformis
Lineage: Eukaryota; Fungi; Ascomycota; Leotiomycetes; Helotiales; Mollisiaceae
Product: 2-methylcitrate dehydratase
Exons: 3
Coding region: 101-1756 (551 amino acids)
Cellular component (GO): mitochondrion
Molecular function (GO): 2 iron, 2 sulfur cluster binding; 2-methylcitrate dehydratase activity
Source: RefSeq, a predicted model, not a curated record